Messenger RNA from Aphanomyces astaci, 474 nucleotides. RefSeq lists its product as hypothetical. The transcript is spliced from 2 exons. NCBI's taxonomy places the organism in Eukaryota, Oomycota, Saprolegniomycetes, Saprolegniales, Verrucalvaceae. The coding region runs from base 1 to 474 and encodes 157 amino acids. The record is from RefSeq and is a predicted model, not a curated record.
AUGUCCAUGUCCAGCAAUGGGCGCGAGAAGAAUUGGUGCGUCGCGUCAGUAGACCUCAUGCUGGACAAAGUCGAAUCGAUAUUACCGAUGGGCAAAAACGCAUGGAGAAAGGUAGAAGUUGAGUUCAACACAGCGGCAAGCGUUUUUCCGCACCGUGAUGCCGAAUCAUUGAAGUGUAAAUAUCAACAGCUACGCAACAAUCCGAAGCCAACAAGCGACCCGGAGUGCCCGAUGGAUGUUCGGCGAGCAAAGCGGAUUGCUCGUGACAUCGACAACAAAACAGACGUGCUGGCACGCGAGGACGAUUGUGAAGUGGACGACGAAGUUGGCAGCAUAGGCAAUGGUCAAAAUAAUCAAACCAAGCCGAGUUAUGCCGCGAAAACUGAAUUUGAGGCGCGACAACCGGAUAGGACACCUAACUUUCAAACCCACCCUGAGCUGGUUCAAGGUAAUCCUUGCACGUACAAGGAGUAA